Messenger RNA from Iphiclides podalirius (scarce swallowtail), 2262 nucleotides. The record is from the annotation of a GenBank genome assembly. Lineage: Eukaryota; Metazoa; Arthropoda; Insecta; Lepidoptera; Papilionidae.
AUGUCUCGAAGAAGGCUGCUGGUCGGUGGAGCCGCGGGUGCGGCGAGCGCAGUGAUGGCCGCUUGGGCGCUCUCGGCCGACGACUCGCCCGUAGAGUGGUACAGGCCGGCGAUCGUCACCGCCAGGAGCGAGCGUAAGAAGCGUCCCCUGCCCUCGCGCACGGAGCAGGUGAACAUGCUGCAGGCAGGGCACACUUACGACGUGCUCAUCAUCGGAGGUGGUGCGACCGGGGCCGGCUGCGCUUUGGACGCCACCACGAGAGGUCUCCGCACGGCCCUAGUGGAGGCGGACGACUUCGCGAGCGGCACAUCCAGUCGCAGCACCAAGCUGAUCCAUGGCGGCGUCCGCUACCUGCAGAAGGCUAUCAUGCAGCUCGACUACGAACAGUACAAGAUGGUCAAGGAGGCGUUGCACGAGCGAGCGAACAUGCUGGAAGUGGCGCCCCAUUUGACCCGCCCGCUCCCGAUUCUGCUACCGGUGUACAAGUGGUGGCAAGUUCCAUAUUACUGGUUCGGUAUCAAAAUGUACGAUUUGGUGGCGGGCGAUAGGAAUGUGAAGAGCUCCUACUAUUUAUCGAAGAAGAACACCCUCGAACUAUUUCCCAUGCUGAAAUCUGAUAAUCUUUGCGGAGGGAUCGUUUAUUACGACGGGCAGCAAGACGACGCGCGCAUGAACCUGGCUAUAGCGCUUACUGCCGCCCGCCACGGCGCCACCAUCGCCAACCACGUCAGCGUCACCAAACUGCACAAGACGGCUGGCAAGCUGAGCGGCGCGCGCCUCAGGGACGAGAUGACGGGCAAGGAGUGGGAUAUUAAAGCGAAGAGUAUAAUCAACGCGACGGGACCGUUCACGGACAGCAUCAGGAAAAUGGACGACGACACUGUCAAGGAAAUCUGCUGCCCCUCCUCCGGAGUCCAUAUCGUCCUGCCCGGAUACUACAGCCCAGAGCACAUGGGUCUCCUGGAUCCCGCUACGUCCGACGGCCGAGUCAUCUUCUUCCUGCCCUGGCUGAAGGGCACCAUCGCCGGCACCACUGACCUGCCCUGCAAGGUCACGCACAACCCCAAACCCACCGAGGACGAGAUCCUGUUCAUCCUCACCGAGGUCAAGAACUACCUGAACCCUGAUGUUGAGGUGCGCCGCGGCGACGUGCUGUCCGCGUGGUCGGGCAUCCGGCCACUGGUGUCGGACCCCAACAAGCCGGACACGCAGUCGCUGGCGCGCAACCACAUCGUGCACGUGUCGCCGUCCGGGCUGGUGACCAUCGCGGGCGGCAAGUGGACCACCUACCGAUCUAUGGCCGCCGAGACAGUGGACGCCGCCAUCGAGAGUGCCAAUCUAAAGCCGCUAUACAAGGAGAGCCAGACCGACGGGUUCCUGAUCGAGGGUGCACACGGCUGGACCCCCACUAUGUACAUCAGACUAGUGCAAGACUUCGGCCUCGAAAUGGAGGUGGCGCAGCACUUGGCGAAGUCCUACGGUGACAGGGCUUUCGCAGUGGCGAAGAUGGCCUCAAUGACCGGCAAGAGGUGGCCCAUCAUCGGGAAGAAAGUACACCCCGAAUUCCCUUACAUCGACGCCGAAAUCAGGUACGGCGUGCGCGAGUACGCGUGCACCGCCGUGGACAUGAUCGCGCGCCGGCUGCGGCUCGCGUUCCUCAACGUGCAGGCGGCCGCCGAGGCGCUGCCCGCCAUCGCGGAGAUCAUGGCCGAGGAGCUCAAGUGGAGCGACGCCGAGAAGAACCGUCAAAUCAAGAUGGCGAGCGAGUUCCUUGCAAAUGAAAUGGGCCAAAUGGUGAACCGCGCCAGUCGGGACAAGAUACCAAUCAACCUCAGCAAGGAGGAGAUCCAGACCUACAUCAAGCGGUUCCAGAUUAUCGACAAGGAUAGGAAGGGCUUCGUAUCCAUAAACGACAUUAGGAGGAGUCUCAAGAGUAUGGGCGUUAACCCGACCGACGCGGAGAUAACCUCGCUCCAGUCCGAAAUUGACUCGACGUACCACGGCCAGCUGGAAUUGCAGGACUACCUGCAGAAUUACGGCGAGGACGUCACCGGCGAGCAGUUGCACGAAAUAUUGCGCGAGAUCGACACUAACAUGAACGGCCAGGUCGAACUUGACGAGUAUCUGCAGAUGAUGUCGGCCAUUAAGUCCGGUCAUGUGGCGUAUUCACGAUUUGCGCGCAUGGCCGAGAUGGAAGAGGAACAUCACGAAAGAGAAGCACUCAAGAAGAAGAUUACGGUAGAGAGGAGCGGUGGCGGCUUG